AUGACCUACAAUCAUUUGCGGUCUCCUCGGGAUCCCUCCAUCCAAUGGCGUCAUCCCGCAAUCUCCAAUGCACACAAAAAGCUUGGCAACACUCAAACACCAGUUGCAUUUUCCAAUGGCUUUUAUAACCAAUGCAGCGGUUGUUGUGCAGCUACUUCGGAACAAACUCGUGGCAGCUGCGCGCAAAUGCAUCAGAAACAAGGCAACUUUAGGACAAGUGUAUGGAAGCAUGGAAGAAGCUUACCAGCAAAUGCAGAGCCCUCUGAUACACCAAGGGACUUCUCGGGGACUCAAACAGUCACAAACUUGUUGAUGAUAAUGUUUCUUGUUCCAAUUAGGCAAUACGUGUUGCCAAGUUUCUUCAAAGGAGCUCAUCUUCAAGACUUGGAUGCUGCAGAGUAUGAAGAAGCACCUGCUCUCUUAUCAUUCAAUCUGAAACCGGAAGGUGAAGUGAGCCGAGCGACGUUGUUUGCGGACAGUGGAGAAGUGAUGGACGGAAUGUUCACGAGAAGCAGAGGAGAGAUAAGGAGGGUGAGCAGCAUAAAGCUCGGUGGUGCCGGAGGAAGUGGAUCGGCGGGAGGUUCGACGGCGGGAGGAGUGGAGUUGAUGAGACGAGUGGUGAGUUUUCAGAAUCCAAGGGUUUCGGAGAAAGUGUAUAUACGGAGCUUAAGUGAUUUCAGAGGAGGAGGAGGACGAGUGAUUAGUCCAAGGUCCCCUGCCGGAAGAGCUUCUCUCAGUCCACGAUUCGCCGCCACCGGAGGAGGAGAACAGAGACUUUCUAAUUUAGGAAAGUCUGUGUAG
Molecule: messenger RNA, 801 nt
Organism: Thlaspi arvense
Lineage: Eukaryota; Viridiplantae; Streptophyta; Magnoliopsida; Brassicales; Brassicaceae
Source: the annotation of a GenBank genome assembly